Lolium perenne is the source of this 1396-nucleotide messenger RNA. Its product is annotated as peroxidase 66-like. Gene Ontology annotation, biological process: response to oxidative stress; hydrogen peroxide catabolic process. The record is from RefSeq and is a predicted model, not a curated record. NCBI's taxonomy places the organism in Eukaryota, Viridiplantae, Streptophyta, Magnoliopsida, Poales, Poaceae. Gene Ontology annotation, molecular function: heme binding; peroxidase activity.
CUCACUCCCUCACUCACUCACCCGGUCAUAGCUGUAAGCAAGGAAGUAGCUAGCAAUGGCGGGGCUGAGCAGGGCGGCAAUGCUGGCCACGGCGAUGGGCCUGAUCGUGGCAGCGCUGCUGUUCCCGGCAGCUAUGUCGACGCGGCCGUCCUUGAUCUCGAUGACCACCGGCGGCAUCCGGCAACUCCCCGACGGCCUGUCAUAUGACUUCUACAAGGAUACGUGCCCCACCCUGGAGAUCAUGGUGCGCGAGGCCGUGGAGAGGGCGAUUGAGAGCGAUGUUGGGGUUGUCGCUGGCCUCCUCCGAAUCUUUUUCCACGACUGCUUCCCCCAGGGCUGCGAUGGGUCGAUUCUACUGACCGGAGCAAACAGCGAGCUGAAGAUGCCGCAGAACGUGGGGCUGCGGCAGAGCGCACUGGACCUCAUCGAGAGCAUCCGCGAGACGGUGCACCAGGAAUGCGGGGCCAUCGUCUCGUGCGCCGACAUCUCCAACCUCGCGACCAAGCACGCCGUGAUGCAGUCCGGCGUGCCGGGGAACCUGGUGCCAGGGUACCUACUGCCCCUCGGCCGCAAGGACAGCCUCGGGCCGGCCACAACCCAGCAAGUCAGGGCCAUUCCCAGCCCCGACCUCGACGUCAACCAGCUCGUCGAAGCCUUUGCCAGCCGCGGCCUGAACGAGGUCGACCUCGUCGCGCUCUCCGGCGCGCACACCAUCGGCAAGGCGAGCUGCGGCAGCUUCAUGAACCGCGAUGGCGAGAACGACGAGUUCGUGCAGAGGCUCAAGAACAACUGCACUUAUUUCCCUGUCGCCCCCCUGCAGGACCUCGACGUCACCACCCCUAACACCUUCGACAACUAUUACUACAAGAACCUCCAGAACAGGACGGGUGUGCUCCACUCCGACAUGCAGCUCACCCUCAACGCCACCAUAAACCAGUUGGUCGACUUCUUCGCCGCCGACCAGGGGUGGUUCUUCUCGACCUUCAGCACCUCCAUGAGCAAUCUCGCACAUCUGGAAGGCAAACCGGCCAUAAUAGGGGAGGUCCGCCGCAACUGCUUCAAGGUUAACGGGCUGGAACUGACCGCCCCUAACACCUUCGUCGCCUCUGCUUAAGGCCUCGAUCUUAUGGCAUGCCGCGCGCCAUGCCAUGUCGAUCAUGAAAUAAGAGCGCUACCCUAGCUCAAUUUCCUUUCUUGAUUACAAUCCGCGCGCGCGCGUAUGCCCACCUAGCUAGAUAGUCCUAGAGCCACUCGCGGCCGGCGGGCCUCUCUUGCUUGUACCAUUUCCUUUUCAGCAACUUUGUCAAUUUCCUGCUUCCCUUUGUUGGAGCGGCUAUCAAGUUUCGUUUGGUUCAUCUUCUUCGAAGAACGUACUUACACGGUACACUUUCCUUUU